Messenger RNA from Solanum tuberosum (potato), 2012 nucleotides. Its product is annotated as beta-glucosidase BoGH3B-like. NCBI's taxonomy places the organism in Eukaryota, Viridiplantae, Streptophyta, Magnoliopsida, Solanales, Solanaceae. The record is from RefSeq and is a predicted model, not a curated record. The transcript has 9 exons. Gene Ontology annotation, molecular function: beta-glucosidase activity. Bases 10 to 1899 code for a protein of 629 amino acids. Gene Ontology annotation, biological process: glucan catabolic process.
UGUAACAAGAUGGGGAAAUUUGUAAAAAUACCCAUUAUGGGAUUUAUGUUAUUUUGUGUCUUGGCAAUGGUUAUAGAGGCAGAAAAUAUGAAAUAUAAAGAUCCAAAACAAAAAUUGGGUGUUAGAAUUAAAGAUUUGUUGAAACGAAUGACACUUGAAGAGAAAAUUGGUCAAAUGACUCAAAUUGAGAGGAAAGUUGCAUCUGCUGAGGUUAUGAGUAAAUAUUUUAUUGGGAGUCUAUUGAGUGGUGGAGGGAGUGUACCAAAACCUAAUGCCACAGCUGAGGAUUGGGUGAAUAUGGUAAAUGAUUUUCAAAAGGGAUCUCUCUCGACUCGCCUCGGUAUUCCCAUGAUUUAUGGCAUUGAUGCAGUUCAUGGCCAUAAUAAUGUCUACAAAGCAACAAUCUUUCCUCACAAUGUUGGACUUGGUGUCACCAGGGAUCCUGAACUUAUGAAGCGAAUAGGGGCUGCAACAGCACUUGAAGUCAGAGCUACUGGAAUACCAUAUGCUUUCUCUCCAUGCAUUGCAGUAUGUAGAAACCCGAGAUGGGGUCGUUGUUAUGAAAGUUUCAGCGAAGAUAUUAACAUUGUACGAAGCAUGACAGAGAUCAUUCCUGGUUUACAAGGCGAUUUGCCAGCUAACAUGAGCAAGGGAACACCUUAUGUUAACGGAAAGACAAAGGUAGCAGGCUGUGCUAAGCACUUUGUGGCAGAUGGUGGUACUGUGAAUGGACUCGAUGAAAACAACACAAUAGUCGAUUCAAAAGGAUUAUUUAGCAUCCACAUGCCUGCAUAUUACGAUUCAGUCAUAAAGGGUGUUGCAACAGUUAUGGCAUCUUACUCGAGCUUGAACGGUGAAAGGAUGCAUGCUAACACACAUCUACUCACUGGUUUCCUAAAGAAGAGGUUGAACUUCAGGGGCUUUGUCAUUUCAGAUUGGGAAGGUAUUAACCGGAUUACUAACCCAGCCAACGCAAAUUACACGUAUUCAGUUGAAGCAAGUAUUAUGGCAGGAAUUGACAUGGUUAUGGUACCGAAUAACUACACAGAUUUUAUUGGCAAUCUAACAAUGCUAGUGAAUAAAAACGUCGUUCCCAUGAGCAGAAUCGAUGAUGCUGUGAAGCGUAUACUAAGGGUUAAGUUUGUCAUGGGACUCUUUGAGGAUCCAUUGGGUGAUCUUAGCUUAGCAAAACAUUUGGGCAGCCCGGAACAUAGAGAAAUUGCAAGGGAAGCAGUAAGGAAAUCACUUGUGCUUUUGAAGAAUGGCAAGACAGCUGAGCAACCAUUAGUUCCCCUUCCGAAAAAGGCGGCAAAGAUACUUGUAGCUGGAACUCAUGCAGACAAUUUGGGUUACCAGUGUGGAGGCUGGACAAUAACAUGGCAGGGUGUUCCUCACAGUAACCUUACAGUUGGAACAACUGUCUUAGAUGCUAUCAAGAAAACAGUUGAUCCUGCAACACAAGUAGUAUUCAACGAGGAGCCAGACACUAACUUUGUGCAAUCGAGCAAAUUCGACUAUGCUGUCGUAGUUGUUGGUGAAAAUACAUAUGCUGAAGUGAACGGCGAUAGCUCAAACCUCACAAUACCUGAUCCAGGUCCUAGCAUUAUACAAAACGUUUGCGGGGCAGUGAAAUGUGUUGUAGUCAUCAUCUCUGGACGUCCUGUUGUGAUCGAGCCAUACGUUGAGAAAAUGGAUGUAAUUGUGGCUGCUUGGCUUCCAGGAACUGAAGGACAAGGUGUUGCUGAUGUUCUGUUUGGUGACUAUGGAUUCACUGGUAAACUCGCGCGUACUUGGUUCAAGAGAGUCGAUCAGCUCCCAAUGAACGUUGGCGAUCCACACUAUGAUCCUUUGUUCCCCUUCGGAUUCGGAAUCACAACUCAAGCAGUGAAAGGAAACUAGAAAAACAUGAUUCAAGUGAAGUAAUUUUUGUGUAAGAAAAGCUUCAUAAUAUAUAGUUUUGAUUGCUCCUGGUAGACUAUCAAGCAAAAGAUGAAAAAAUAAAGUAAAUUUAU